Messenger RNA from Rosa chinensis, 1941 nucleotides. RefSeq names its product probable receptor-like protein kinase At1g11050. The transcript is spliced from 8 exons. Gene Ontology annotation, molecular function: ATP binding; protein kinase activity. Lineage: Eukaryota; Viridiplantae; Streptophyta; Magnoliopsida; Rosales; Rosaceae. Gene Ontology annotation, biological process: protein phosphorylation. The record is from RefSeq and is a predicted model, not a curated record. The coding region runs from base 1 to 1941 and encodes 646 amino acids.
AUGGCGUUAGCAAGACACCUCACCAUUUUGUUCAUUGCCACUUAUCUUGUCCAAACCCUUUCACUAUCACCAGAUGAUCGCUCAGGAAGUUGUGUGCUCAACUUUACAUCCUACCCAUACCAACCAACUGGGGAAUGUAUAAGUAAAAAUGCCAAGCUGAAAAUAAGCGUCUGGAACAGCUGGACAACAAAUCUGUGCUGUCGAAAUGUGCUCACCACUUUGUCUCGAGCCUUGGCCUUCCAAGCAUUUAUAAGGCAGGGCGGUGUCUUUGUUUCCGAUGUGGAAUGGAAUAACUGCACUGGCUCAUUUGUUCGUCAGGACGUGUCUGCCGAUCAGUGUGGCUUUAAUGGUCUUUACUAUGGCAGCAGCAACUGCGCCAACGUAAACUUGGCAGACAUUAAGCAAGAGCAGGUGUACCAACAGGCAUUGAACGAUUGCUCUCAACUCAGCAAUGCUUCAUCAUCAUUCAAUGCUUCUUGUGGCACUUGCACCACUUCCUUGUUAAUUCUUAAGCAACAUUUAUCCAAUAAAUAUUAUCAGAAGAAUGAUGGAAACAAAACUGAAAAUUCCAUAUGCGGUGUGGCGGCAGUUAUCUCUGUUGCAGCCGGGAACAUCAACAAUUCCCUUUCUAUGGACAAUUACUUUGCGUGUUUGACAAAGUUAGAGAAGUUCGAACCAGGUUACUUCAAACUCACGUAUGCCCUGGUAGAAGCAGUAUUUUCGAUCUUGAUAGCCAUCACUGGAAUAUGGCUGAUAGUCCUGCUGGUAAAAUACGUGACGAAGAAGAAGCCCCUAAAACCGGUCCUCUCAGGAUCGACUACUGCAUGGUCUGGCCUGUACAGAUUCUCCAAGGCUGAGAUUGAGAAUGCCAUAAAUUAUGGACCUGAAAGAAAGAACCUCGGACGAGGAAGUGCCGGUCAUGUUUAUAAAGGGGUUCUUCCGAGUGGACAAGUUGUGGCCGUUAAGCACAUAAACAAGAGUAACAUAUCUGAUUCUUUUACAAGAGAAGUGGAAGGGCUUUCAAGGGUUCGACACCCGAACUUGGUUUGCCUCUUUGGUUGCUGUGUUGAAGGCGGGGAGCAAUAUCUUGUGUAUGAAUAUUGCUCAUCAGGGAAUCUAGCUCAACAUCUCCUAAGAAACGACCCUGUGUUAACAUGGGAAAGAAGGGUUAAGAUUCUCAGAGACUGUGCACUUGCUUUGAGGUAUCUCCACCACUAUAUUGAUGGCUGCAUAGUUCACAGAGAUAUCAAGCUUACAAACAUCCUUUUGACUGCGAACAUGGACCCCAAGCUAUCUGAUUUUGGGUUGGCAAAGAUGUUGGGGAUGGAGGAGAGCAAAGUAUUUACAGAUGUUAGAGGAACAAUAGGGUAUAUGGAUCCAGAGUACAUGACCAAUGCUAAAUUAACCUGUGCCAGUGAUGUCUAUAGUUUUGGUAUCGUUUGCCUGCAACUUCUUUCAGGCCAAAAAGUAUUUGAGCUUGAUCUUGAUGCGAGAGAUCAACUCACAAGAAAGGCAAAGGAUGUGAGUAUGAACAAGCGUCCACCCGAGGAUCUUGAAGAUCCAAGACUAAAUGGAAAUGUCAACAAGGCAGACUUUGAAUCGAUUCUACAAAUUGCAGUACUUUGUGUUGCCAAAUCAAGCAAGGGUCGCCCUACGAUUGACGUUGUCUUUGAAGAGAUGGAAAAGGCUUGGAAGAACACUGCUGCUGAAAUGCUGCGAGUAGGAAACGACGGCGUAGUUUUGGGGAUGGUGAUCCUCGUCGUCUUCGGAAUUGACGACUGCGGCUGCAUCGUAGUCGUCGAUGUUGGUGUCCGAAUCGACUGGUCGUGGAGGAGCACCAAUAGCUACUAUGGAUAUGGAGGCAUGGUGGACAACGAAGAAAUCACGGAUGAAGUUGGUGAGAGAGAGGAGACGGGGGCUCGAGAGAAGGAGAGAGAGUAA